Molecule: messenger RNA, 2140 nt
Organism: Centruroides sculpturatus (bark scorpion)
Lineage: Eukaryota; Metazoa; Arthropoda; Arachnida; Scorpiones; Buthidae
Product: major facilitator superfamily domain-containing protein 6-like
Exons: 4
Coding region: 502-2112 (536 amino acids)
Cellular component (GO): membrane
Source: RefSeq, a predicted model, not a curated record
GGGCCAAUAAAUCUUUUUGUCUUAUUUAUCUUUUCUGUGAUUCGAAAAAAAACAAAACGAAAAAAUUGGCUCGGUGUGAAAAAGUUAUAUACAGCAGUCGGGAGGCAUAAAAUUCGAAAAAUUUACAAUACACCUAAUACUACAGUUUGCUUUAUUUCAUGCUAUUCUAUUUGAUUAUUCCAGAUUAUAUAUUUAUUGUUAUUAAAAUGGAAAAUUCAAUUCGAAUAACAAAAAAAGGGGAGGGGGAAUUUAUAUGUAAAAUCUGUGACAGCGGUUCUCAACCUUUUCUACUCGUGUGCUACCUUAACCUAUUGUGUAUAGACUUGUAAUACUAAUAGACCCUUCUUGUCUACCUCUAGGGGUACGAGUACUACUGGUUGGGAACUUUUAAAAGUCACGUGUAUUCCGGAACUUUGUGUAUAUAUAUAAUACUAUAUGCAUUAAUAUUAUAAUAUGUGAUGUAAAUUGUGAUUUUUAUUCAUUUUUUUUUUUUCUACAGCUAUGGCGAUUUGUACAAAAUGGGAUUGUAAGGUAAAUAAAAAGUUGUUACCUGUAAAAUGUCAUUUGUUUUUAUAUGCAUCAGCUAUUGCCACCAUACUACCUUUCUGCCCAAUCAUUGCCAAAAAUUUGGGAAUAACUGCCACAGCUGUAGGAAUCAUUUACACCGUAGUUCCAUUUACGACAAUUAUUGUCUCUCCAUUCUUUGGAUGGAUAGCUGACAAAUUCAAGCAUUUAAAGUUUAUCAUUAUAAUUCUGAUUAUUAUCCAGACGCCAUUUUACUUUGCAAUUAAUCACAUACCUCCGAUAAAUAAAUCCAAGCAAGCUUUUAGUGCAGAAGUAAUUUGCAACAAUAACAAUUCUUAUGCAUUGGAAUCGAGUGUAUAUUUGCCAUUGUCAAGUAAUAACAGCAUGGUGUGUUAUGCCGACUGUCAUGAGUGUUUCACAGCAGAAUUGUUUAACCAAUCUUCUGAAGAGAAUCUUCUUACCUUAUGCAGAAGAACUCUUAAAUUAAUGAUUCAAAAUGCCAACAAUAAUUCUAAAUUUAUUACCAUAGAUAGCAUAAUUUCGGAUAAUCAAAGAAUUUCUCUACACUGUUCUGAAAGUAUGAAAGAUUUCUGCAAAACUGAAUGCAUUCUACCUGGCUAUUCAAAGGAGAAAGAGGCUCACAUAUUCUCAUCGUACCAAUUUUGGACAAUACUUUUCCUCAUGGCUUCAUCUCUAAUUACAACGAAUGUUAUAAUAUCUUUAUCGGAUGCAGCGUGCUACGAGGAACUCGAAGAAGAGGUUCAAGAAUUUGGUAAACAAAAACUAUGGUACUCCAUUGGAUGGGCAUUAAUAACAAUGCUAACAGCGUAUAUAGUGGAAGUUGCAAACACGGGGAGAAAAAAAGUGGAUUAUUCUCAUGGUUUCUACAUGAUGAUACCUCUGGUUAUUUUUGACAUUGUAGCACUUCUAAAUACAGAUUUAAGAAAACGAGCAUCGUCGACGGAUAUUAUUAAAGACAUUGCUAAAAUAUUCAGAAGACCUCAUCCAUUCUUUAUUGUUUUCGUUGUAUGUUUAGUUGGGAUGUUUUCCGGUCUUCAAUGGAGUUAUAAGUUUUGGUAUUUGGAAGAUAUGGGAGCGAAUAAAUUGCUGUUUGGAUUAUGUACUAUCGUUUCCUGCUUCUUUGGUGAAGUUCCCUGUUUAUUUCUUUCUGGUCACAUCAUAAAUUUUAUCGGAAGAGAUAACAGCAUGUGCCUUGCAUUGCUAGCAUUUUCUUCCUGGUUUCUGGCUGCUUCUUAUAUUUAUAAUCCUUGGUGGAUAUUAUUGAUGGAAUGGACGCAAGGACCUUGUUAUGGUAUAUUUUAUGCUGCUAUGUCAUCAUUUGCAAAAAUCACCGCUCCUCCAGGUACAGAAGCCACUAUGCAAACUAUCUUGGGAGCCACUUUCUACGGAUUAGGUGUCGGUUCGGGAAGUUUAUUAGGAGGAUUUGGAUUUGAUAUGUAUGGCGGUAGAAAGACUUUUCGUUUUGCUGGUUUCUUCGCUUUAGCUUCAGCUUUAUUGUAUAAAUUCAUUACAGAAGCUGUAGAAAAUGAAAAAUCUAGCAGAAAGAAACACUGGAAAGGCAAAUGAUAUUACAAAAAGAAAAGAAAGAACCAAC